Molecule: messenger RNA, 1371 nt
Organism: Trichomonas vaginalis G3
Lineage: Eukaryota; Parabasalia; Trichomonadida; Trichomonadidae
Exons: 1
Coding region: 1-1371 (456 amino acids)
Source: RefSeq, a predicted model, not a curated record
AUGUUUGUUUCUUUGCUAAGCGUUAGGUUUACUAAGCUUGAACAGCGUUCCAAAGAAGAAAUAUGUAAUAGAUAUAUGACAGACGUCUCAAGCACAAAAUAUUCUCCUUGGUCAGCAUCACCAUAUCCAAAUCAAUACUAUAGCUGUAAUUUAAAACCUUAUGAUAAAGUCACAGAUGAUAGUAUAGGAUUGAAAGAAUUUAAUUACAUGAGAUGGCUUGUUGGAAUUGAUAGUGAAAGUUUUAUUAGGUAUUAUCCUGAUGAUGAAGCUGAAAAUUUAACAAGACAUUGCGCAGUAUAUACUGUUGAAAAUCUACAUUCAAGUAAAAGGCCAAAUUAUGGUGAUGCAUGUUACUCGGCGGAUGCAGGAAGUGGUUGUAUGGCAGCAAUGCGAACAAUACUUUAUGGAAGUGGAAAUUAUGAUUAUUCAAAUGCAAUUCAAUCAUUUAUUCGCUCAAAUGAUGGAAGUGAUCCUAAUGCCGUAGAAAAUAGAAGGUGGGCCUUAUCUUAUUUAGUACUAGGCCCAAAUUUUGCUGCAGCAAGGCAAGAACGUCACACAGCAUUUGCUAUGAGAAUUAUUUAUAUUAGUCGUGGAUCUGAUCCACAUCUUCCAUUUACAACAUAUCCUCCACCUGGAUAUUUCCCUGCAAGGUUUAUAUAUACAAAAUGGAGCUUCUGGGCACCAGGAAUUCCUGAUAAUGCAGACUUAUCAAUAACUGUCAAAAUUGAUAAUGAAUUACAAUCGAUUAAUGGCUAUACAAACUUGCGAACAAAUCUGUAUUUAAUUCAUGCUGGUGUAUGUUUUAAAGUUGGUAAUUAUACAGAAAAUCAGUAUCAAACAUUAGUUGGAAAACGUAUUGAUGUAACCAUCACUUACCAAGAAAAAAUAUUUGAAUAUACGAUUUAUCCAAUAGAUUGUAACUCAGAACUAAAUAUUGCAACAAUGUCUCUUAUUCCUCCUCCUACACAAACCCCAGCAAGGACUCCAUCAAUGUCACCAUCACCAUCAAGAUCCCCUACACCAUCUCCUUUACCAACUCCUGCAGUUUCACCUGUCAGAACACCAAUACCAACACCUGAGAUUUCCCCAGAAGAAACACCAAUUGAAACACCAUCACCUUCUCCAUCACAAUCAACAACAAAAACAAUCUCACCAACAAUGUCUGAUUAUCCAACAUAUGAUAGACAAGAAACAGAUAAUCUUCAAUCAGGAAACAGUAAAAGGCGAGCAGUAAAAAUCGGUGUUGGUGUCAGUGUUGGAAUAAUUUUACUGAUCGGUGUUAUUGUAGGUGCCAUUUUUAUCAGCAAGACUAUACUCAAGCGCAGAUCAGAUCCAGAGAGAAGUGAAACACAGCUGAUGGUGCUCGUUUAA